Molecule: messenger RNA, 6790 nt
Organism: Larimichthys crocea (large yellow croaker)
Lineage: Eukaryota; Metazoa; Chordata; Actinopteri; Sciaenidae
Gene: tbc1d25
Product: TBC1 domain family, member 25
Exons: 7
Coding region: 142-2730 (862 amino acids)
Biological process (GO): activation of GTPase activity; regulation of autophagosome maturation
Cellular component (GO): autophagosome
Molecular function (GO): GTPase activator activity
Source: RefSeq, a predicted model, not a curated record
AGCAGAAGAAGACGACGAACGAGAGGAACUCGGCUACUGUUACUGCUACUGCUAUCCUCCAUCAUGUUAUGAUCACCAUGUCGGUGUAGGACCGAAACUAAACUCACAACCACCACCCUGUUCCGAAACGGAGUCUUUAAGAUGGCAGGCGAGGAGGAGAGGGGUGUGGUUCGUGUAAAAGUCAAGAAAUGUGAUGGGCUGUUUCCUGUGGAGUUUCGCUCUUUUGCCGUUGACCCUCAGAUAACAUCACUGGAGGUUCUGCAGCACAUACUCAUCAGAGCCUUUGAUUUGAAUGGGAAGCGGAAUUUUGGGAUCAGUUACCUGUCUCGAGAUCGGACUGGCGCUGAAAUGUAUCUUUCUCUGGUGUCUGACUGGGAUUUGGAUGUUGCAUUUGUGAGUGCGGCCAAACCAUAUCUACAGCUCAAGAUGGACAUAAAAGCUUCAGAAGACAGUCCUGUUAUGGAGGACUGGGACAUCAUAAGCCCCAAAGAUGUGAUAGGCUCUGAGCAGCUUCUCACAGAAAGGACUAGGUCUUUGGCAUCUGCAGCUCUUCCCUUCACACAGACUCUACUGUCCCAGGUGGGACGGACUCUGUCCAGAGUCCAGCAGGCCUUCAGCUGGUCUUAUGGGGAGGAAAUCAAGCCUUUCAAGCCUCCUCUGAGCGACGCAGAGUUUCACAAUUACCUUAAUGGACAGGGCCAGUUGACACGACCUGAGGAACUCAGACUGCGGAUCUACCAUGGUGGUGUAGAGCCUUCUCUGCGCAAGGUUGUUUGGAGAUACCUCCUGAAUGUCUACCCUGAUGGGCUGAGUGGACAGGAAAGAAUGGACUACAUGAAGAGAAAGACAAGGGAGUAUGACCAGCUGAAGAGAGAGUGGAUGGCCCGGGUUAGCCUUGAUGACCUUGACUUCAUUCGUGGGAAUGUUCUUAAAGAUGUCUUGAGGACUGACCGGGCUCAUCCGUACUAUGCAGGCUCAGAAGACAGUCCACAUUUGACCGCCCUCACAGACCUGCUCACCACAUUCGCCAUCACACAUCCUCAGAUAUCCUACUGUCAAGGCAUGAGUGACAUUGCCUCCCCUAUACUUGCAGUAAUGGACAAUGAGGCACAUGCCUUCAUUUGUUUUUGUGGCAUUAUGAAACGCUUGGAAGGGAACUUCAGGCCAGAUGGGCAGCUCAUGUCUAUUAAGUUCCAGCAUUUAAAACUGCUUCUGCAAUACUCAGAUCCUGAAUUUUACUCUUACCUGGUGUCCCGAGGAGCUGACGACCUUUUCUUUUGUUACCGCUGGCUGCUUCUGGAGCUCAAGCGAGAGUUUGCAUUUGAUGAUGCUUUGAGGAUGCUGGAGGUCACUUGGAGCUCCCUGCCCCCAGAUCCUCCUGAAACUGAAGUGGAGCUUCUGGGACUACCACUGGAGACAAAUGAAACCAUGUCCUGUAGAGGCAAGAGCAAUACAGUUGAGAAUUGCCUCAGGGAUGAUAAAGAGGAAGAAGAGAAACAGCGUAGACGACAUAUGUUGAGGCCUUCAAGAGAAGAAUCAGAUGUGAGCAGGAAUGUUGUCAUUAAAGAAAAAGAUACAAGCGCUGGAAAAGGAAGCAAGGGCAGUGAAUGUGAUAUUCCUCAAGUCAUCCUGGAAAAGGCAGAUGUGCUGGUUCCUCAUUUUGAGAGGCAAACUAGUUUUGGGGAGUUUAAAUACUAUACUGCCCGAAAUGAUGAUAGCUUUGAUAUGGAGGAUGCUGACCAACCACAGAGCAUAGUGGUUUCAAAGUCAGUAACAGGCAUCCCAAGGCGCCAGUCCACAGUUGACAGUGAGGAGGACCCAGGAGAGAAAACACCUCUUAUAAAAAACUGUGGUACUGCUUUCUCUCCAGUAUCAUCACCUCCUCUCUUUCCCAGUGGCCUACCAACCUUGAAAACAGGCGUCUCAGUCUCUCCCACAUCUUCAGCUUCACCCUCCAGCUGGCCAGGUGCUUCUCCAGACUCCACCCCAAAAUCUCCAUCCAAAACCAAUGGAAGAGAGGCCUUCCCAACUGUCCCAAAGGUAUUGACCUCCUCUGCACAGGUGCUCAGCAGUACAGGGAUGAACUCACCCACGACCCCCACUGUAAAAACAUCUGUUGCAUCUCCCUCCCACACUCAGAAUCGAUCCCUGAUAUCUUCACCCAUUCUGUCCUUUGGAAGAGGUCCCUCACUAUCUGGCAGCAGGUCAUCCUCCAACAAUCCUUCUUCACCGGGCAACAAAUCUCCCAGCACCACAGCUAACACACCAAGUUCUUCGAAAGCUGAGACCACCAGCAUCAAACCGUGUUCCCUGCCACCUCCUCAGGAGUUCGGCAAAGGCAAUCCCUUCAUGCUGUUUCUGUGCCUGUCCAUCCUGCUGGAGCACCGAGACCACAUUAUCAAAAACAGUUUGGAUUACAAUGAGCUAGCCAUGCACUUUGAUCGCCUCGUGCGGCGCCACAACCUAAGUAGGGUGCUGCAGCGGGCCAAGGCCUUAUUUGCAGAAUACUUGCAGAGUGAAGUAUGGGACUCUGAAGAAGGGGAUGAGGUUAGCUCGGACUCCCCAACAUUGGCUAAUGUUGCUCAACACUCCCCGACUUCAGCCAUCUCUGCCAGGCCCAUUUAUAGCCCUUUAGCAUCUCCCCAGUCAUCAUCUCCGAACUCAACCUAUAACCUCGCAACCACCAUUCCCUCCCCAGCAGCUCAAGUUUCUGUUUCUCCCAUUUCAUGAUUCCAUCAUUUAUGAAUGGCUUUUAAUUCUCUGUGAACUCCUCGGUAGACUAUUUGUGGCCCAUUGGAGGUAUCAGUCUUUUUAGACAGGCUCCCACAUUAAAUUGGGCUGUUAAUAUCUUCUCAUUCUGCAUAUGCUUGAAUACAUAUUUAUGUCUGUAAUCAUUGUAAUAUUUAAUUUUCAACCUUUCAAUGUAUGCUUUUUGUCUCCUGUCCUCUGAAGCUGCUGAGGCGUGAAAUGUAAACCAGGUGGUUGCCAGAACCAUCCAAAUUUAAACACCAGGUGCAUUUAGCCUGCGUUGUUGUCUGAACACUCCCUGAGAAAAUAACCCUAUCAGUGUCCGAGUCUCAGCUUGAGCUUGGAGACCACAGAGUUCUAACAGAAAGGAGUGCAGUGUUUGAAAGACGUGGGCAUUUACCAUACAGAAAGGGUCUAACAAGAGGUCCAUGGGAUAUGGAAGAUGUUUUUGAAGCUAGCCAUAAUUAGUGAUUUUACGGUCACUGCUGCGUCUACUACUUCAGUGAAGUACCACCAAACCUAAGAUGCAUUUCCUAUAACUGUUCUGUUGGUUAGUGUUGUCAUUUGUAUUUUUCCCUUUACUAUUCAAAAGUGCUAUCUAUUGUCUGGAACUGGUGGCAUCGUCUUACACCAUGAGAUGGGUCUGAACAUAGUAAUGUUGCAGUGGCUGACACAUUCCACCCCUUAAAUAUUCCCAUUCAGAUUAUUUAUGUUUUUGCUGUAGAUGAGCCAGUUUAUUCAUCUGUCUUUUUUGUUUUCAUCUAUAUUCAAACUUGCAGCAUCAGAGAUUUUGGGUUAGUGCAAAGAGUAUGUAUCAUAUUCACAGAGGUUUUAAUGUUAGUAGUUUUUGUUUUAAUUGAUUUUUGUUUUGUUUGUUUUUACAACUUUGAAUGUGACUCCAGCCAAUCACCAUAGAGAGUCUGACACCUGAUGAGGUUACAUACACUGACCGGCCACUUCAUACAAUCCAGUGUGAUUCAGUACGACAACUCUGUCAUGAAUUCUGCUUUUAUGAGGCUUCUAAUUUCUGUUGGUUGGUCUGUUUUUGUUGAUAGUGUUAUCAUAGUUGGGCAGCUGUGGCUUAGAUGAUCAGUGACCGGUGAUCAGUGACCGUAAAAUCACUAAUUAUGGCUAGGUCGGAGGUUCGAUCCCCGGCUCCUCCAGUCUGCAUGUCGAAGUGUCCUUGGGCAAAGAUACUGAACCCCAAAUUGCUCCUGAAGGCUGUGCCAUCGGUGUGUGAAUGUGUUAAUGGUGCGUGAAUGGUUAGCUCCUAUAACUGAUGAGCAUGUAGUGUAAAAGUGGUCAGAAGUCUAGAAAGGGGAUUUAUAAGUACAGUCCAUUUACCAUUUACUGUCCGAGAGGUAAUAAUUCCACUUUAUGUACAUACAUACAUGUCUGUAUUGAGGUCUUAGUGGGUGCUGUUGUUGUACAGAAGUUCAUUAUAUUGAAAGAUGUUUCUAAUAUUGUGGCCCUCUCAUAUGUGAAUGGGGUGGCCAAAAUGUUAUUAACACCUUUCAACAUAAUGCAGUCCAGUUUAACACUGCAAACUACAACCUCAACAGUAAACACAAUUAAUUAAACUAACUAAUUAAACUAGUUAAAUGAAUACUUCUCUGACAGUGUCAACAAAAACUUAAAUAUUAUGAGCCUCUUAAAAGUAGAAUUUCUAGCAGAGUUGUUGUAAUGGAUCACAUUGGAUUGUACACGUGGCCGGUCAGUGUAUGUGUUCAGUUAUUCAUGAUAUACAGUCUUGAGCCAAAUCAUUGGUACAAGGGUCUCUGUGCUUAAAUCAGGACAGCUUUUUAUUUUGUAUUGAUGACAUCACAAUAAUGUCAUCUAACCGUGAAACAUGAAAAUAUAUAGAUGCAAUACUGUAGAGAUCAGUUUGGUGUUGAUCUACAUUGUAUAAAUCCCAUUUUGUUGAUACGCUAUGUGCUACAACAUUAUUCAAGUAAGUACAGUACAUUAUUAAAUGCUGCUGUGGGUCAUUGUGUAUCAUUGUGUUUCCCAAAGUCUUUUUUCAAUAUUUUCUGUAUUAUGAUUUCAAAGAAACCAUGAAAAUAUUUGUCUAAAUCAGACUGAAGGUGUCACAUAUUUUGAUAUUUGCUUUACGUGGUUGCUGAUAAGACAGUUGCCACUAUUCAGUGUGAUCAACAUAAAGUGGAAUGUGGAAGUGGACUGUCAAAAAUAUAACAUGAUUCCCCAAAUAGUUGUCACACUGUGUAAUUGUAAAUAGAAACAAAAUGUGGUGAUGUGUAAAACACUGAAAUCCCAUAUUAAAAUUGAAAUGACAAUGUUGAACCUGAGAAAUGUUAUUGUUUUUGUAAAAUGAUAUGCACAUUUUUAUUUUAAUGCCAUCGACAAAAGUUGGAACAGAGUCAUGUUUAUCACAGGCAUAUGUGCAGGUUACCUAUCAUGCCAUGUGUACAAAUGCAUCCCCAUACCAUCACUGACGAUGAUAACAAGCCAGAUAGUACCUCUCCUCUUUAGCCCGUAGGACGCUGCAGCCAAGAUUUCCAAACACAAUUUGACAGGACAGUUUUCCACUUUGCCUUAAAUGUGCCUGGGCCUACAAAAGUUUAUAUAUAGCUUUCUCUGUACAGCUUCAACUUUCAUUUGUGGAUGCAAUAAUGACCUGUGUUCACAGACGACAGUUUUUGGAAGCGUUCCUCUGCCCAUGCAGUGAUGUCCAUGACAGAAUUAUGUCUGUGUUUGAUGCUCUGCCAUCUGAGGGCCUGAAGAUCACAGCCAUCGGUGGUUGGCCUUGUCCCAUGUGUACAGAGAUUUCUUGUGGAGAAUGGUGACCCUUCUCCAUAUUUACUUUUCUUUUGUUGCCACUGUCCAACUUUUUACAAAUAUGUUGCUGGCUUUAAAUUCAGAAUGAGCAAAUUAUUUUUCAAAAACAAUAAACAUUCUCUGUUUCAACAUUAGAUAAGUUGUCUUUGUGCAAUUUUCAAUUAAAUAUGGGGUUUCAUUGUUUUGCAUGUCAUCACAUUUUAAACAGGGUUGUAGCCUGCAAGAUUUUUCAAGGUGCCUCACUUUGACUCAACAGCCUUGAAUUCUAAUUCCUUUUGAGCUCGCUUUGAGGCCAGUUUAUGAAUUAUUUACAGAACAUGGCAGAAAUGGAAAAUAAUAUUCAGAUAUAUGGUUUCAUUAAUGUAUGAUUGCCUGAAAAUGAGAAUUGUUUUGUUUUUAUUACUUCAGAUUGAGUCCUUUUUCAUCUACAGAGGGAGCGGUGUCCAUCAUAUAUAAACAAGCAUGUGUCUACAGUAGCCCAAAAUGGACAAACCAACCAUUGACAGUCAUUACCAUCUAGCAGUGUAGUUGCUGACUGCAGUCACCUUGUUUCACCCUCUUUUUCCUGGUGUGACGGAGAAAGGAAGAGGACCCAUGGCAUCUGUAGAUAUAAAAGGCUUAUUCUAAAGUAAAAAAAAACAUAAUGAUUCUAAUUUUUCAGGUAAUUUCACCCUGAUGAAAACAUAUGCAUAUUGCAUAUUAUAUUCCAAAUUUUACACACAGGGUGCUCAAUCUGUAGCCUCAGUACAUUGCACACACAGCAGAGGCAGAGCACCCUCUCCCUGCUCAUUGUUGAUGUGUGGGAAUUUGAGGCCACCAGACAGAAGUCAGGGCCCAAUCUUAAAAUGAUCCAUUUCAUCCUUUGUUUUUUUUAAACAUUGUUUACCUGUAUUUUCUUCUCUUUUUUGAGUGGCAUGUAUUAUAUAUUCGCAGUAGUCUGUAAUGCAGAAGGCAGGAUAUCCCUCUUUGAUGGUUCUGUUUAAUGCAAAAACUAAUUCUGAACUAUUCAUUCAGAAUACUAAGUGAUUUUGGUGUCUUUAGGAGGACCUUGUGAUUAUUGUGGUUAUUAUAUUGGUUAUUAUAGCAUAUAUAAAAAGAAAUGAAGUAACUGGACUGGCUGAACUAUGUGCAUUUGUAAGAAAAAAAAUUGUUUAUCUCAUGAAAUGAAAAGUUAAUCCUUUUAAUCAGACAACACACAACAAUGUUACUGUAUAGUGGACACAAAUAAAUAAUCAGUGCAACUGGA